Magallana angulata is the source of this 1668-nucleotide messenger RNA. RefSeq lists its product as uncharacterized. The record is from RefSeq and is a predicted model, not a curated record. Lineage: Eukaryota; Metazoa; Mollusca; Bivalvia; Ostreida; Ostreidae. Bases 390 to 1286 code for a protein of 298 amino acids. The transcript has 4 exons.
AUAAAAAACUCACCCGUUCAAACAAACUUGUUUGUAACACUUGUGGUACAACAGAUAUUCUGUCACAAGUCAAUGAUCAUUGUGUAUCCACAGAAAGUUUGUCAGAAGUUAAUGAUUGCAGUAGUUCAGCAGAAAUUUUGCUCCAAGUUAACGAUUAUAGUGCAUCCAUUGGUAUCUCAUCUCAACCUAAUGGUUGUGGUAGUUCAACAGAAAUUUCAUCAGAAAUUAGUGGUCCUGGUCAACCAGUGGAACAAUCAAUAAUUGUUGAUUUCCAUAAAUCUGUACAAGAAGGACCUAUUCAUGUAUGCCAAUGCUGUAAACAAACUUGGUUCAAAGAAAGUGUUUCGAAGGCUGUAAACAUACCUGAUGGCAUCCUUCAGCAGUGCCAGAUGUUCAGCAUCAAGAAACUGAAGGCUUCAAAGCCGAAGCCGUAUUCCAACCCACUUAAAGUAAAAGUGAUUGGGGUCGGUGAUAAGUCGACGUACACAACAGCCGAUGGUAAAGAAAAACAGCUUGUUCCACUUGGGGUUGCAGAUAAAGAGGACUCUAUAAAAGUGUCCUUGUAUGAAGUUGACAAAUUACCAUUAUUGAAGGCAGGAGAAUGCGUGGUUCUAUCGAACUACGUAUACAGAGCGGACCCUCAUCCAACAAUAGUGGUCACUGCAGUGACCAGAGUCAUGAAAACCUCAGCCUUUGCGGUUCCAGAAGAUGUCAAAUUAACAGCAAAGGCAAUUGCAAAUCCUGCCCCAGCCAAAAUCAUAACGAUCCACGAUGCCAAAAAGAGCCCUAUCAAAUCCUUGGUAUCGAUAAAAGGACGAGUUAUUUCGGAGGAAAUAAUUCGAACAGUACAAGUAAGAGGAACAGAUGUCCAGGUACGGAAUGUAAGGGUAAAGGAUGGAACCGAGGAAGUAAAGGUGGCAUUAUGGCGUGACCAAGUCGAUGGGUGCAAAGUUGGAGAAUUCUUAGAAUUCUCUAAUUUGGUGACCAACUCGUACAUGGAUGAGGUUUCCUUGUCAACAACACAAAGAACAAAAAUACAGCCAUGUGAUGCUCCCCCAUCAAUGCUAACAGGAACAGUCAUUGCCUAUGAAAAAUCUGAAUUUGGAUUUUCCAUUAUGGUGGAAGACGGAGACACAUUUCAGACAGUUGGUAUCCCCAUAAAUAUGGUCCGUGACGCUCUCGAAUGUGAUGAGAAUAGUGUUGAAGACACUUUAUCCAUUAGAAUACCAUUCAGUGUGGCAGUGGGAACCACAAACGGAAUUGUCUCUUCAUUUGCUUUAGUGUGAACUUUUUAUGCACUGUUGGUGAUUGCCAUCCUGACCAUAUUUUGGGUUUUUUGCUUUAUGAUUAUGCUUUUUCAUGUAUAUUCAGUACUUUGCUGUAUACUGUUAAUUAAGAUCUGAACUCGGAUAAAUGUUAUGUUUGAAUACUUUUCUGUAUUUGGAAUGCACGUUGUGCAUUUUGAAAUGUUGGAGAAUUUUAUCACUUAUUUAAACUGCUUGUUUUUUAAAUUUUUGUUGUCACUGGAUAUAUGAUAGAGAAUAUUUUGCCUUUUGACAUUCUGUAGUUUAUUGCUUAUAAUUAAGCACUUCAUUGUUACAGUCUGUAUGACUUAUCUGUUUUAAGUCAAGUGCAAUAUGAACACAUCAUUCACUGUAUGUUCUGACA